UGUUGAGUCACUGUAGGGAUAAAACACGGCGUGGAUCGGAUGGACAAGAAUAAGAACCGGACCGAUCUGCUUGCCGCCGGCCGUAAAAAGCUUCAACAAUUUCGGCAGAAGAAGGAUAGUUCAGGCAGUAAGUCCUCAGGUAAAAACAGUAAAUCUGAGAGUGAGGCCACUGCAGAUUCAUCUUCUGCUGCCGAUAAACCUAUUGUGGUACCACAGAAUCUUCCUGUUGGAGAAAGAUUAGUGCAUAAUUCCGAUGCAGGGAGUAUUGAUACAUCAGCAUCGGAUUUGUUUGAUUAUACAGUAGCUGCUGAUAUUGAUAUUGCCACUGUUGAUUCGACAGGAGUGCCUGUUUUACGUAAGGCAGGCAUAGCUGAAACAACAUCAACAGCCACUCUUGAAUUGCCAUUGGAGGAAUCAGGUGUGGGUGGGGCUGUGUUGGACCAUAGUGUUGGCAAGGGAUAUGAAGUUUAUUCUUCAGUUGCUGUUGAAUAUGGAAGUACCCAUGUUGGCCAUCCCGAGGAUGCAAGUGUUACUCCUCCAGAAACUUCGGAGACAGUUGCUUUUGAAGGGAAAUCAAUAAACGUAGGUAUGCCUGUGCAUGUUCAUUUGCUACCCUCACCUAAUAUUACUAGUCAAGUGGGUGCCAUUGCAUUUGAAGUUGAACGUGCGCAUGGAGAAGAUCAGGAAGCUGAUGGUUUGGCCUCAAAGCAAGGUGAUAGAGGCAGUGGGGUAGAGCAUGAAGGCGACAAUGGGACUCUUUUAAUUGGGCCUGAGGAUAGUACUGAAGCUCAUACGGGGACUGCUUCAGGAAAUACAAGCAUGGAGGAUGCAACCGGUGAGGCAGGUUAUGUUUCUGGAUCUACUGGCGCAAUCAAUGAGGUAGAAGAAAUUCUGAAGGUGGACAGGCAUUCAGUUUUGGCACAGCCUUUGCCUGAGUCAGAUGGGUCUGCAGCUGCAAGUCCUGAAGUGACAGUUCAGCAGGGAGAAGAAGUUGCAUUGGGUUCAUCUAAUGAAGACAUAUCAAAAAUGGCAUCUACAGUAGGUGGAGGUAUAAAUACAGAACGUGUUCAAGAUGACGUGGGGUACAAGGCAGUAGAUGUGGAUAGAUCUUUGAUGUCUAUGAGUCAUGGCAAUGAAAGGUCUCUGGAAAGUAAAAUGUUUUGUUUGUCUUCUGGGGCAGAUGUAAGCUCGAUUAGCCUCUCUCAACUUGCAGAGGUGCUACGAGGGCUUGACGAAGACGAGUUUAUGUUUUUGUUCAUGUCAAGAGAACCACCUACUUCAAAGUUAAUCAGUGCUAAAAGUUUGGAUGCACCUGCAUCUGGGUCUUUUCAUGUUCUGGAUAGGCUCAAAGAGCAGUUAUAUCUCACAAAUUUUGAAAAAGAUACCUCCCACGUAGAGCUUGCUGGGCAGAUAGAGUUACAAAUGGAACUCCAUCACCAACAUCAACAGUUGGUUGAUGAAAUAUCCAUGGCCAGUGCUUCACCCAAUGAAGUUCAGGGGAAAAAUGAAAGCCUUGGUGAAGAGCUUGCACAGUAUAAAUCUCAACUUCAGGUUGUUGCUGGUGAGAGGGAGGAGCUUCAAAAGCAAUUUGAUAUCCUGAAAGCGGAGACUCAGGAAUUUACUGCCAGAGUUGAUGAGUUGCAGACCAAGCUGGAAAGGUCACAAGGGGAUUUGUCGAGCUUGUCUAUAGAGUUGACUGAUUGCCAGGAUUUGGUGACAGCUUUACAGCUCAAAAAUGAAAAUUUAAAUGGAAGUCUCACUUCUGUGACAGAGGAGAGAACAAAACUUGUAGAGGAGAAGGAACAUCUUGUCCUUGAGAAUGGGAAGCUGACGACAGAGUUCGUGGAGUGCAAAGCUUCCUUAGCAUCAUUACAAUUGGAAAAUGACAACUUAAGUGGGAAUCUUGCUAUUCUUAUGGAGGAGAGAAGGAAACUUGCGGAGGACAAGGAAUAUUUUUUCUCUUCGAAUGAUAAACUGCUAAAUGACUUAGAGGAAUGCAGGGCUUUGGUGGAAGCUCGUCAGGUGGAAAUUACCAACUUAAAUGGGAUCCUCACAUCAGUAAUGGAGGAGAGGAAAAAACUUGAGGAGGAAAAGGGGUAUUCUGUCCAUGAAACAGAGAAAUUGUCAACGGAGGUAAUGAGCUGCGAGGGUUUGGUGGAAGCUCUUCGGGUGGAAAUUGCUGACGCAAAUGGUAACCUUGCUUUGGUCACUGAGGAAAGAAACAAGCUUAGGGAAGAGAGGAAGUACUUUGUGAGCGAGAAUGACAAACUGUUGACGGAGUUGGCACAUUGCAAUGGUUUGAUAGCAGGUUUGCAGGUGGAAUGCGGAAAGACCGUGGAUGACUUAAAAGAAGCUGUGUUGCAUCUUGAACAAGUCACUGAGGAAAAUGUUUUUCUUAAAAGCAAUCUGGACUUGCAUAAAGCUAAGCUAAGUGAAUUUGAUAAUUGGCAGACGAAAUUAUUGUCUCGAUCCGAGGAACCUGGGAAUCAAGUUGAAGGUUCUGGCGUACCAAGCAUGAGCCAUGGAAGUGCAACAGAUGAUGAUGGUUCUCACCAAAUUCCUUGGAGUGGAGGGACUGAAAAUCUCUUUCCUGUGCCAGAAAAGCCCACUGCUGAUUGCCAUGCAGAAAGAGAACUUUGGCAUCUUAAAUUGGAUGUGUCUGAUGAUUCCUUUGGGCUUGUAGUUUUGAAAAGACACGUGGAAGAGGCAGAGAAAGUAAUUAUGAAACUUGAGAAGGCAAUUGACGGGAUGCAUUCUCAUUCGGCCUCCUUGAGUAGGUCCAGCAGUAAAGCUGUUGCACCUGGGGUAUCAAAACUUAUUGAGGCAUUCGAGUCGAAGGCUCAUACCGAGGACCAUGAUUUGGAGGAUUUUUGUUUAGCUGAAAAUCAAUCAGCUACAGAUCCAUAUAUGUUAGGCAAAGAGCAAACCAGGUAUCUGAGAACAGUGUUUAAGGAGUUGGUUCUGGAAGCUGAGAACGCCAGUAAAUUGCUCAAGGGAGAGGGAAAUAGUAAAACAUCCACUGAUGUUGCAUUUAUGGAGUGCAAGAGUCACUGUGAAGCUUUGAAGGAACACAGUAACAACUUGGAAGAAGCAAACAUUGAGCUUGUGGUUCUAUAUGAAGCCACAAAGCAGCAUGUGUGCGAUAUUGAAGCAAAGGAGUGUGAGCUUGUGGAUCUGUAUGAAGCCUUAAGGCAGCAGAACAUUGUUCUUAAAGCAGAGAACAGUCAGCUUGGGAAAAAGCUGGGUGACUUUCAAGCGAGAAUCACUGAGUUGCAGAUACAGUUGGGUGAAGUGCACAGAAGUUCAGAUCAGAUGGCUUCCUCUAUCUACAGUCAAGUGGAAACUCUGCAUAAAGAAUUGGCUGAUAGGGUGUCAAAACUGGAACAAGAAUGGAAUUCUACUGUUGCUUGGAUUGUUGAGACAGUUGGUAAGCUGGAUGCAUCUAUUGAGACCUUUAGCUCCUCCUCUCUUUCAACUGGCGUUCAUCAGGGCCUCAAUGUAGGUGACUGUGUUGCUGCUUCUGUUGAUGCUGCCUGCAAAGUGAUUAAGGAUCUGCAGGAGAAACUUGAAGCUGCUCGCCAUGACCAUGAAACAAUGUGCUGUUUGUACAACGAAAUGAGUGAGAGGUUCAAUGAUUUGCAAGGAAAGAAUGAAUUGGGUUUUGGUAUGUUGCAUAACAUCCGCAGUAACAUUAGAAAACUUGUCAAUGCUUCGCGUGGGUUGAAAGAAGAAAGUGAAAUUGACAUACAUAAUGAGAAACUGCUAGAUCCUCUACAUCCUUCUAACUUUGAUAGCCUCAUGAAGCAGUUGGAAACCCUAUUGGCUGAGAAGUUGCAGCUUGAAUCUUUGAACAGCAAACUCAGCUCAGAGUUGGCUGCAAGAUCAAGGGAUAUUGAUGAAUUGACCAAAAGAUGCCUUAGUUCAGAUGCCAUUUUGAAGUUAAUUGAAGAUGUUGAGUGUGUAGUUGAGCUGGAAGGCAUAGAAAUCAACACAGAUGAACCUGCAUCACGACUAGAAUCUCUGAUCUCUUUCCUUGUGCAGAAAUACCGAGAAACUGAUGAGCAGGUCAGCUUGUCCCGAGAGGAGUCUGGAAUUAAGGGGAUGCAAUUGAGUGAAUUGCAUGAACAAGUAGAUCACUUAAGCUUCUUGAUCGUUCAUCAUGAAAAUGAAAACCUCAUUCUUAAGGAAACUUUGAGCACAGCAAAGGAGUAUUGUGUUGCUGUUUGUUCUGAAUUACAGGAGAAAAUAACUGAGUUUGAACAGUCAGAACAGAGGGUAUCUUCUCUCAGAGAAAAGCUCAGCAUUGCUGUUACAAAAGGGAAAGGUUUGAUUGUUCAGCGUGAAAGUCUGAAGCAGUCCCUUGCAGAAACGUCAAGCGAAUUGGAAAGACACUUGCAGGAUUUGCAGUCGAAAGAUGCCAAGCUUCUUGAGCUUGAAGCAAAACUCAAGACCUAUUCAGAGGCAGGUGAGCGUGUGGAAGCUUUGGAAUCUGAGCUCUCAUACAUUCGCAACUCAGCAACUGCAUUAAGAGAGUCAUUUCUUCUCAAAGAUUCUGUAAUUCAGAGAAUAGAAGAGAUUUUAGAAGACUUAGAGCUGCCAGAAAAUUUCCAUUCCAGAGAUACCAUCGAAAAGGUUGAUUGGUUAGCAAGGUCUGUUGCUGGAAACUCGGUGCCUUUUACUGACUGGGAUCAGAAAAGUUCUGUGGGGGGAGGAUCAUACUCUGAUGCUGGUUUUGUGGUUAUGGAUGCCUGGAAAGAAGAUGCACAACUGAAUUUGAAUCCAGGUGAUGACUUCAGAAGAAAAUAUGAGGAGCUCCAAAGUAAGUUUUAUGGGUUGGCUGAGCAAAAUGAGAUGCUUGAGCAAUCCUUAUUGGAAAGGAACAACCUUGUGCAGCAAUGGGAAGAGAUUUUGGACAGGAUAGAUAUGCCUUCGCAAUUGCGGUCCACGGAGCCUGAAGAUAGAAUUGAGUGGUUAGGAGGUGCCCUUUCAGAGGCUCAGAGUCACUGUAAGUCUCUUCAGCAGAAGAUCGAUAGCUUUGAAAACUUUUGUGGAUCACUAACUGCUGAUCUGGAAGAGUCACAAAGCAGAAUUACUGUUCUUGAGGCAGCUUUACAAUCACAAAUUAGUGAGAAAGACCAUCUUUCCGAAAGUUUGCAGAUUCUAACGCAGGAUUGGGAUAAUCUCUCACAGAAGGCAGCCCAGUUUGAGGUGGAGAAUGACAAGCUGCAUUAUGAAAUAAGGACUGUGCAAGAGAAAUUGGAUGAGAAGCUUAGGGCUGAGGAGCAUAUUUUCCACAUUGAAGGUGAGAUAAGAAAAUUGCAGGAUUUAGUUUGUGAUGCCCUUAAGGAUACAGGUACAGAAGAUCUGACUUUUGUUUCUGGUAGUGCUGAAUAUUUGGAAAAAUUACUGAAGAAGCUUAUAGAGAAGUACACAACCCUUUCCGUAGAAAAACCUGUUCUUGGGGUUGCAUUUGAUGAGCAUGAUACUGAAAAGGCUGAUGUAAUUCAUAAUGACAAGAGAACCAGAGAUUUAGGGGAUGCCGAGGAGCAGGACGUAGAGGCUCUCAAGAGAAAGCUGGAGGAGGCUCUGGGUGAUUUGAUGCAUGUGAAGGAGGAAAGAGAUAGAUUUAUGGAGAACAACCAAUCUUUGGUCCGUGAAGUUGAAGCACUGGAUAUUAAAAGGCAGGAAUUACAAGAGUUUCUUAAUCAAGAGGAGCAGAAGUCAGCGUCGGUCAGAGAGAAGUUAAUGGUUGCGGUUAGAAAAGGGAAGUCAUUGGUGCAACAGCGGGAUAGUAUGAAGCAAACCAUUGAAGAGGUAGAAAGCGAGCUAAGACACAUGAAAUCCGAGAUUGAACUUCGUGAUAACACUCUUUCAGAAUAUGAACAGAAGGUGAAGGACUUGUCCACCUAUCAGGAAAGGGUAGAAGCUCUGGAAUCUGAGAGUUUGUUCUUGAGAAAGCGUUUAGCAGAAACUGAACACCAUAUGCAGGAGAAUGGGCAUACUUUGAGCAUGUUUUUGAAUGCUUUGGGUGAUAUUGAUGUUGGUUUUGAGUUUAAUAUCCAUGAUCCAGUUGAUAAGCUGAAACAACUUGGGAAGCUGUGCCACGAUUUCCAUGCAGCUGUGGCUAGUUCUGAACAUGAAUCAAGGAAAUCUAAAAGAGCAUCUGAGUUAUUGCUUGCGGAGUUGAACGAGGUUCAGGAAAGAAAUGAUGGCCUCCAAGAAGAGCUAGCAAAAGCUGCUAGUGAGCUUUCAGAACUGUCCAAGGAAAGGGAGACUGCAGAAGCUGCCAGGCGUGAAGUUCUUGCACGUCUUGAGAAGUUAUCUGCUGUUCACUCCGAGGAAAGAAAUUACCAAUACGCUGAACUCAUGGUGUUAAAAUCAGUAGUAGAGCAGUUCAGGGAGGGCUUUCUUAAUAUCAAGAAUUUACUAGGUGACGUUCUCUCCAAGGACUUGGAAUUGAUGCACAAUCUGGAGGCUGCUAUGAAGUUAUGUCUGAAACCAAAUGAUGCUUCUGAUGGGGUUGGCCUAUCUUUUGUUGGUGUUCCUGGUGGCAUUGUUUCUACUAAUUCAGAAACAAAGGAGAAGCUUCUAUCCAUGGAUCCUUUGCCAGACUACAAAAUGCAAGAGCAGGUGGCUGAUAAUUUUGCAACUGAACUUUGUAGUUUUAUUGGACAUCACCUGCAAGGUUUCACAUCUGAAAUUGGUACUCUUAGAGAGAAAUUAUGCAGACAUUCCCAUUCAUCACAUGAAGAAGCCAACCGUAUAUAUGAAGUAGUGGGGAUCGUUUAUAGAGAAAUGAACUCCCAAAAAGAGUCCGCUGAAUCCAUGAAGCGAGAGAUGAUGCGUUUGGAGUCUAACGAUAUGGAGAAAGAUAGGGAAAUGGUGGUACUGCAUAGAAAUAUUUCUUUGCUUUAUGAAGCUUGCACUAGUUCAUUAAUUGAAAUCGAUCUUUGGAAAGCCCAGCUGGCUGGUAAUGGUUUGGCUGCUGGAGCUCUUGGGAUCAACUUUGAAUCUCCAACUUCUUUUGAUCAAGGAAACAGUCUUGGUCGGGCUCUUCCGUUUUCUGAGGAUUCUGUCAGUACUAUGGCACAUAAUCUAUUAUUGGCUAUUAAGGAUUUCAUUAAUAUGCAAGCUGAGAUUGGAGAAGCUGGCCAAAAGGGAAUGAAGACUGCCAUAUCUAAUUUGCAGAAAGAGCUUCAAGAGAAGGACAUCCAAAGAGACAGAAUAUGCAUGGAGCUUGUCAAUCAGAUCAAGGAAGCUGAAGCUACUGCAAAGAGUUACUUGGAGGACCUUCAGCUUGCAAAGGCGCAGGUACUUGAUUUAGAGAGACGGGUACAUGAGGUGGAGGAAGAGCGUAUUAUGUUGGAGCAGAGAGUAAAAGAGUUACAAGAUCAAGAAGCCACCUCAGUAGACUUGCAGGGGAGAGUUAAAUCACUGACUGAUGCAGUGGCUUCCAAAGAACAAGAAAUUGAGGCGCUGAUGCAAGCACUUGAUGAGGAGGAGGCUCAGAUGGAAGACCUGACAGACAAGAUUGGGAAAGUGGAAAGAGAUUUGCAGCAGAAGAAUCUUGAUUUGGAGAACCUUGAAGCUUCUCGUGGAAAGGCUAUGAAAAAGCUCUCUGUCACUGUGAACAAGUUUGAUGAACUUCAUCAUCUCUGUGCAAACCUUCUCUCUGAAGUUGAGAAGCUUCAAUCACAACUGCAAGAUCGGGAUGCAGAGAUUUCUUUCUUAAGGCAAGAGGUCACCAGAUGUACUAACGAUGCUCUAGUUGCAUCCCAGAUAAGCAGCAACAGAAAUUCAGAUGAGAUCCAUGACUUGUUGACGUGGUUAGACACGAUGAUUUCUAGGGUGCAGGUGCUUGAUGUACAUAUUGAUGAUAAGAAUACUAAUCAGGUUCACGAAUAUAAAGAGAUACUUCAGAAGCAGAUCACGUCUGUAAUAUCUGAAUUAGAGGAUCUACGGGUGGUGGCACAGAAUAGAGAUACAUUGUUACAAGUGGAGAGGAGUAGAGUGGAAGAAUUAACACGAAAAGAAGAAUUUCUUGAGAAUUCUUUGCGAGAGAAGGCGUCUCAAUUAACUAUGCUUCGAGGAGUGGGAGAUCCUGGACAAGCAACAAGCAUCACAUCUGAAAUCAUGGAAGUUGAACCGGUGGUAUGUUAUUAA
This is a messenger RNA of Ilex paraguariensis (yerba mate), 8163 nucleotides long. Lineage: Eukaryota; Viridiplantae; Streptophyta; Magnoliopsida; Aquifoliales; Aquifoliaceae. The record is from the annotation of a GenBank genome assembly.